UUUUGAAAGCCAGUGGUUGGCUCACUCUCCGGACAUGAUGUGGUUGUGGCUGUGGCUGUGAUGGAAAUUCCUCUCUGUAGCUAUGGUACACUGAGUUUUCUGCCGGUACCGAAUGCAUUAACGUAAUAUGUUUGCAGCCGAGUGGUGAGCCGCCGGAGGCUUGUAGUGUGCUCCUGACAGCCAGGGAGGAGGAUUUUUGCAGAGAGUGUUGCAGGUGCUAAAAGCCACCCAGCCCCCUGGGCUCCGGGCCUUUUCAUGAAGAGCUAAAGAGGGGCUCUGCCAGCAACAUCAGUAGAUUUCCAGGGUCACAGGCCCAUGGUGAACAGAGGCCGGCCGGUGGGAAUGCAGUCGCCGGAGGCCGCAGGGCGGAAGCGAGGGCGGCCCGGGAAGACGUCUAGAUGCAGCCUGUUCUCAACCCCAGCGGGGAACAUACCAGAUGCAACCACCACCAAAAGAAGAGGGAGGAAACCGGGCUACAAGCUGAAGUCUCGCGUUCUAAUGACCCCCCUGGCCACCUCACCUCCGCGAGGUCCCCGGGAGCCAGGGGUCGGCUCGGCCCUGCCCGGCGCAGCCACGGUGUCCGGCUCCUCCGCCCUGCAGACUCUCAAAGUUUGCAUCUUCAUCAACAAGCAGGCCGGCUCCGGGCCGUAUCUGCAGCGACGGAGAGUGCAGCGGCUUCCGGCCCACUUUGGGCCUGCGCGGCCGGCAGCGGCACUGCAACAGGUGGUGCAGGCCUGCAUCGAUUGCGCCCGCCGGCAGAAAACUGUCUUCUCCCUGGUCACGCAGGGCUACGGCCGAGAGCUCGUGUCAGUCUCGGCCUCCUUCGAUGGGCAGCAGCAUCACCUGAGCCUGCCGGUGGUCAACAGCCCGGGCUAUGUCCUUCGCUUCCUCCAGCAGCUGUGCCGGAGCUUGCUGUGUGACGACCUGUUCAGCAGCCGGCCCCUUCCUCAGCCCGGUGGCGCAGCCGGCCCCCUGGGGGAGCGUGAUGCCAGAGGAAUGGAGGCUGCAGAAACACCUCUCUCUGGUGAGCUGGAGAAUCCGAUGAGCGUGACGCGCUUCCAUGGGGAUCCCGCUGGCUCAGCUUCAGGCUGCUUGGGCUCCUCCCCAUCGUACUUCUUGCCCGGCCGCCUCAGGGGAGGGGUCACUAACCACUCUGGGGCUCCUGCCUCCUUCUCAUCCUCUUCCUCCAGAGCAUCAGUGACCACGAAGAAGCAUCUCACAUCCAGUCCCAUGAAAAAAGGAACUUUUCUCAAAGAAAAUCGAAGGGCUGCAAGCCCUUCUCCAGACUGGCAGCCGGCAGCUGGGCCUUGGGGCAGGAGCCCUUCUGCCUGGACGGUGGACGACGUGGUCUGCUUUGUGGAGGGUGUAGAUCCUCGGGCAUUUGGACCCCAUGCGGCGCUCUUCAGAAAACACGAAAUCGACGGGAGCGCCCUCCUCCUCCUCAAGAGCGAUAUGGUUAUGAAAUACUUGGGGCUGAAGCUGGGGCCCGCCUUGAAACUGUGUUAUCACAUCGACAAACUGAAGCAGACCAAGUUCUGAGCCCCCUGAAGUGGGGUCCCCUCCCACCUGGCCCGAGGGCGGAGACCCCAGGGGACCAGGCCCAGAAUCGCCGAGUCUCCGCCAGCAUCCCCCCCGGCCCACUGGGCAGUGAUGCCUUCAAACUUGGUCAUCUUGGAGCCCAAAGCCACCCCCUGUCUUUGGGUCCCAUGGCCCCUUUGGCUAUAACGCCAGUCAGUGCUGUCCGGGCCCAGGACUACCUGGACAGAGGGUGGGGAUGGGGCCAGUGUAGACCGAUGCCUAAGUGACCUCAGGCCUCGGCGAAAGGGGGAGGCCUGAAAAAAUGCCACCUCUUCUCCCCCGUUUUGUCCCUUUCCCCCACUCCACCAUUGCAGGCGGGGGGCAAAGGGUCGAUCGUUGUCCCGCCCGUGGCCAAGCAUCCAUCACUCACCAACCCAAUCCCAGUCCCGCGGGCGCAACACCCUUUGGUGGCAGAGAGAUGCACUUUCCCACCCAAGGGGUCGACAGAAGUGCGUUUCCCUGGAUAUCUGCGCUGACACAGAUGCGGCCUCUUCUCCACCUUAGCUGUUCAACUUCGGGCAAGGCCGACUCUCAAAGCCAGAAUUCUAAUGUGCAUCUUCAAAUGGUUGUUGGUACAGAGAAGAACCCAGAAAGAGAAUCCCUCCCUCCGUGCCACUUUUUCAAUGAACUAACAGAGAGAAAGAGUGUGUGCCCGUGGCCCUUUUACAUACAUCUGUGGUAUACUUUAAAAGUAGAGACGUUUCUAUUGCGUCAGUAAUUUUUAAUAUGUUCUGAGUCAGUAUUCCCUUGUGGAGUCAUUUUCAGUAAAGGAUCUUGUAACUUG
Messenger RNA from Ornithorhynchus anatinus (platypus), 2362 nucleotides. It is a transcript of the gene SCML4, whose product is annotated as Scm polycomb group protein like 4. Gene Ontology annotation, molecular function: protein binding. The transcript is spliced from 8 exons. The record is from RefSeq and is a predicted model, not a curated record. The coding region runs from base 316 to 1539 and encodes 407 amino acids. Lineage: Eukaryota; Metazoa; Chordata; Mammalia; Monotremata; Ornithorhynchidae.